CUAAACGGUCAUGUUUUCGAACAACAACUAACGGAACAGAAAUUUAUAAAAAAUAUAAUAAAAAACACACAUACACAACAUACAAAAAGAAAAUAUUUACGUGAAAUUAUAAGUUAAAGAAAUUUUGAACAAAAUAAUUAUAAAUAAAAAAAUUCAAAUAAAAUCAAAACAAAAUUUUAAACAAAAAUUCUAUGUUCAAAUUAUAAAAAAUAAACAAAAGUGUUUAACAAAAACAAACCAAAGUUUUAUUAAAAAAAAAAAAACUCAACCAAAUACUUUAUUAAAAAAAAAAACCAAAUAUGGCUUUACCCAUUACCACUUUAAGACCGGAUUACCUAGAAACCUCCAGCUUAAUGCAGGAGGGCGAGGAAUCGCUAACUGCUUCACCCACAAUUAUGGAUAUGUGGAUGUCUCAGUUACAAAAAGAUCAUCCGGAAAUAUCCUUUGUCAUACCUAGUCAACAUGAUAAUCAACAUAUCGAUAAUAUGAUGCAAUUUAAACAAUUGCUAGAACAGGUGGGCAAUACUGCCUACGAUACUAUUACAGCCGGUUCUCAACAUCAUGAAUCUAAUAUUUUAAUAGAUUCCAUGGGUCAGACCAUAACACACGAUCAAAUUUCAAAUAGUGCAGUUUUAAAUAUGGCUGAUUUGAAAAAUAAUGCUUUAAGCGGUUUAGAGAGAUUUUUCUCCGGCAGCGAUAUGCAUUCAUUAAUCAAUUAUUUGUGGGUUGGUGUGGUCACCUCACUGAUAGUGUUGACAGUGAUAUUUGUGCUGUUCAGCUGUUAUUUCUAUAGGAAGUUUCGCGAAUGGAAGAAAUGCAAUAAAGAUAUUCGCGCUCAUUUAAAUAACGAUUUGUAUGGUGGUGGUGCUGUUAUGCCUUGUGCUACUGCUGCUGCUGCUGCUAAUAACCCUGAAGCAGCCUAUUAUCAAAUGGAAUCACCUCCCUGCUAUACCAUUGCCACCGGUCUACCCUCAUACGAUGAAGCUUUACACCACAAUCAACAACAUUUUGCCUUUGGCAUGAAAUUCAUUUAUCCCACUUUGGCUGCUGUACAUCAUCAAGCCUCAAAUUUGAUCAGCUCCUGGGAAAAAUACGACAUGAAUAGCAAAGACCAAAAGAUAAACGAAACAGUAGCAACUAAAUGUAAAUCUUCGCAAACCAAUAACAGCAACAAAUCAUCUACAUCAUCAUCAUCAUUUCCCAACUACUGCUCGUCUCCAUCUCUAACAUUAGAAGCCUCUACAGCUAACUCAGCCUCUGCUUCACUUUUGCUACCUCCCUCCUAUCAGGUGGCUGCUAAUAUGUCUCUACUAUCACAGCCUUUGACAACAUGUGAUAAUGUUAGCAUUACUAUGCCCCAAUUAGAGACGUGUACAACAUCAGCAAAAACCUCAAGUGAUUUAACAGACAUCAUAACUGUAUGAUUAGCUGGUUAAAGGAGAUUUUUAUACAAUUUCCAUCCCCCCCAAAAAUGGAAAUUUGUAUUAGAAUUUUUAUUUAGUUUUAUCCAAAACAACAAAAAAAGUGUAAAUAAGUUUUGUAAAUAGAAAAGAAAAGUUUAAACA
Lucilia sericata (common green bottle fly) is the source of this 1565-nucleotide messenger RNA. RefSeq names its product protein commissureless 1-like. Bases 300 to 1424 code for a protein of 374 amino acids. NCBI's taxonomy places the organism in Eukaryota, Metazoa, Arthropoda, Insecta, Diptera, Calliphoridae. Gene Ontology annotation, biological process: axon guidance. The record is from RefSeq and is a predicted model, not a curated record. The transcript has 2 exons.